AGAACACCUAUUUACCCAUGCUGCCACCUCACUCCAGUGUGUUCCAAAGAUUGAGACAAUGCAUUGGGGAAUGAGAGAAAGAUAUUUAAUCUCCGUACCAGCUGCGGAAGUUAAACAGAGGUCGAUCUGGAAUCUCUAUCUGAUAUCGAACCUGUGGUAAUCUUCCUUGCAGAUUCCAGAAAGUUGGCCGACGGCCACUUCGGGUAGAUCUUUUGAGACUAUCUCCCCGACCUGGAGACUGGAGUAAAAUCGCCCUGCCAAGGUUCAUUUGCCGUUGCAUCCUUUCAGGGGUUUCUUCAAUCUCGCCCCAUUCUGCAGUGCAGAUUCCAUCUCCUCAUCGCAUCCCGCAGGGACCUUUCCUCAACCGGAAAUCAAGUGCGAGAAAAGAUCAACAUCGCAUCCUAAUGAAUCCACAGCGACGGGGGGUAGCCACGACGCCAGACCCUGCGGAUAUGUAUAUAAGACCAUGACCUGGCUGUGAUGGAGGCCGGAUAUGCAUCUUUCUCUCUCGAAUCCCGUACGGACAUCAUGAAGAUCUCGUUCGGUCUCGGUGCUCUCGUUCUCGGCACCAACAUCGCCAGCGCAGUCGGUGAAUCUGGAUGCGGCAAGCCGUUACCGCAUGCCAUCCAAGCUGGACAGAGCCACACGACGCACUUCAAAACCUCAAACAGCACCGACAGGACCUAUAUCAUCCAUGUUCCAUCGAACUAUGAUGUCGACAAGCGAACUCCCGUGAUCUUCUCCUUCCACGGAAGAACCAAGGACGCCUCCAACCAAGAGGAACUCUCACAGUUCAGCAACGAGGAAUGGAACCCGGAUGCCAUUGCCAUUUAUCCUGAUGGAAUUGAUCACCAAUGGCAAGGUGAUCCUGCAUCAUCGGGCGUCGACGACAUCAGCUUCACUCUGGACUUGCUCACGCACCUCGAAGAGAGGUAUUGCAUCGAUUCCUCCCGCAUCUACGCCAGCGGAAAGUCCAACGGAGGCGGUUUCACCAACGUCCUAGCUUGCGACCCCGUUGCCUCCACGCGCUUCGCUGCCUUUGCCCCCGUUUCUGGCGCGUACUACCAGGGCGACAGCGAGGAUGGCUGCAAUCCUGUCACUGUCCCCAUUAAAUGCAAUCCGGGCCGCACACCGAUCCCCAUCCUCGAGUUCCACGGAAGUGCCGACAAGACCAUUCCGUAUGCUGGCGGCGCCAGACGGGGUUCCUGUCUUCCGACUGUGCCGCACUUUGUCAGGGAGUGGUCGAAGCGUGACGGAUACGGUCUUCAUAACAAGACGACGCUUCUGUACUCCGGAAACGUCCAGGAAUACCAAUAUGGUAGUGGUGAGGAGCUGGGUACUGUGACCCAUUACCGGAUUGACGGGUUGGGACAUGCCUGGCCAAGCACUGAACCCAACAGUGACAAUCCCAGUGGAACGUACCUCAAUGCCACUCCGAUUAUCAUGGAAUUUUUCCAUCGGUUCACGUUGGAUUGAGCUUCCUGGAGUGGCAUCUUCACAGAGGAAAUAAUGUUGCUUUAGAUGGUCGAAAUGGGGCUGUUGCUGUAGAUGUAUAUCUUGUAAACGCCGGACAUCAGGGCAGCCUUUUAGAAAGUUGUUGACACGGCCAGCUGGAAUAUUAGAUGAAAGUCCAUUUUGUGAUAUUCUUUGCACAAUUAUUGUAGACCAUAGGUCGUGGCUCUA
This is a messenger RNA of Monascus purpureus, 1683 nucleotides long. The record is from the annotation of a GenBank genome assembly. NCBI's taxonomy places the organism in Eukaryota, Fungi, Ascomycota, Eurotiomycetes, Eurotiales, Aspergillaceae.